Molecule: messenger RNA, 1408 nt
Organism: Lachnellula hyalina
Lineage: Eukaryota; Fungi; Ascomycota; Leotiomycetes; Helotiales; Lachnaceae
Gene: SPCC70.03c
Product: putative proline dehydrogenase, mitochondrial
Exons: 2
Coding region: 23-1408 (461 amino acids)
Cellular component (GO): mitochondrion
Molecular function (GO): proline dehydrogenase activity; FAD binding
Source: RefSeq, a predicted model, not a curated record
UUCCACUUCCAUCUUCGGCAAGAUGGCAUUCCUCUCGCACCGUCUCUCGCCAAUCUUCGGUACCCCCCUUGUCGAUCCUUCCCCUCCAUUCCAUUCUCAGGUCAUUGGCGAUAACAUCCAUCUCGUCUUCCAGGGUAGGCACCAUACGCGCACUGCCAUUUCCUCUUUCGGCAUCAUGCUGACUUGCUUGCAGAUUCUCCUAACACCUUCACUGGCUAUAAUGUCCAAGCUUGCACACGCCCAAUCACCAAUCCUCGCUCCAGAUCACAACCCCAUCCUCCGCUACUUCCUCAAAAAGACCUUCUAUCGCCAGUUCUGUGCUGGAGAAAACGCCGCAGAGGUCAAGCAGACGGUGGAUGGCUUGAAGAACCUCGGAUUCAAGGGCGUCAUACUCGGUUACGCAAAAGAGGUCGUGCUGAACGAGAGUCAAACGGGCAAGUUACAGUCUUCUGGAGACAACGAAGCUGCCGAAGCAUGCAUACGAAAUGAGAUCAACCCCUGGGCACAGGGAACUCUGGAAACGGUACGGAUAGCAAGCCCCGGUGACUUCGUUGCCCUCAAAUUCACCGGUGCCGGCAGCCAAGCACUUUUCGACCUUAGUCAAAAGACCGGCCCGUCUGCUGCACUGAAGGAAGCUAUCGACUCUAUCUGUGACCUUGCUGCUACUCGAGAUGUCAGACUCCUCUUCGAUGCUGAACAACAAGCUGUGCAAGCUGGCAUUGACGCUUGGACCUUGAAAUACAUGCGGGCAUACAACGGAAAGACACCUGGCAAGGCAAUCGUGUAUGGCACCUACCAAGCAUACCUCAAAGCCACUCCCUCGAUCCUAGCCUCUCAUCUUGCUGCUGCACGGAAGGAUGGAUUCACACUUGGUGUCAAGCUAGUCAGAGGUGCAUAUCUAGGCUCUGAUCCCAGACAUCUCAUCCACGACACGAAAGCCGAUACAGAUGAUUGCUACAAUGGCAUAUCAGCCAGUCUUGCUCGCAGAUCCUAUGGUUCUGUAUUGAAGCCCGCACCCGGAGAGACCGACUUCCCACCCGUCAAUGUUGUUUUGGCAGGCCACAACCACACCUCAGUCCGUAAAAUCCAAGCGCUUCGUACCGAGCAGGCCAAACACGGAGAAGAGCAGAUAGAUCUAGUCUACGCACAACUACAAGGCAUGGCGGAUGAAGUCAGCUGCGAAUUGGUUCAAGCUGGUAGGGUGGAAGCAGGAGACGCAGAGAUGAAGGUUGAUAUUCCCAAGGCGUACAAAUACCUGGUCUGGGGCACAACAGGGGAGUGUAUGAAGUAUCUAUUGAGAAGGGCACAAGAGAAUAAGGAUGCGGUACAGAGAACUAGGGAUGGGAGAAAUGCUAUGGCUGCGGAAUUGAAUAGGCGGGUCAAGGCAGCGUUUGGCUUUGCUUCUUGA